CUCAUUUAGUCAUUUUCUGGUAGGUUUCGACUUUAGAGUAACAUACUAGUUUAUAAUAUUAAUAUUAAUUUUGCCAGAAAUCUAAGCUAUAAUUAUAGACAACUAUUAUCAUAUUAGAGCUUAAUUAUACUAAUGAUGGAUAGAUAUGUUAUUGCCUCAUUUGUCUUAAUUAAAAAUAAUAAAACAGAUAUCAAAAAAAUUAUUGGAGAAUUCUCUAAAAAAAGUCUCUCCCUCGCUUAGCUAGGGUUUGAGGUCACCCUUGACGUUUUCAAGAAUACCCUUGCGUUUUUCCGGCGAGAAUUGGGCCGUCAUGACAGAAGAACUAUCCAUACAGUGUUCGCACUUAUCGAUAGAAGGAGAAGACGAUGAUAUUGUGGACUUAGGAGGUAGCACUAACAACUUGGUGGAGAAGAAGAUUGAGUUAUCCCUCGUGGGGAAAGUGCAGACGACUAGGGCUUACAAUUUUGGCGCGAUGAAAAACACCAUGAACCAAAUCUGGUCUCUUUCGAAAAGAGCCGUAUUUAGAGAGAUUGAAAGCGGCCUCUUUGUCAUUCAAUUCUUCCAUUGGAAGGAUAAAGAGAAGGUAAUGAAUGGGAGGCCCUGGUGCUUUGAUCACAAUCUAUUGGUACUCCACGAACUGGCUGCGGGGGUACAGCCGGCCAGCGUUACGUUGGAUACAAACCCUUUCUGGAUUAGGUUUUACGACCUACCGUUCGAAUGCAGGACGACGGAGAAUGUGCGAAUGCUCGCUGCGAAGGUGGGAGAGGUUAUGGAGGUGGAGGAGGACGAGAUUAUAUGGGAUAAAUCAAUGAGGGCAAGGGUUCUCAUGAAAACCCUCAUCCCCCUUCGUCGAACGCAAAAAUUCAAGAAUAGGGCAGGGGUAAUUUUGGAGGCGAGGAUCAAAUAUGAGCGCUUACCACACUUCUGCUUUAGGUGUGGAAGAAUGGGCCAUACAGAGCGAGACUGCCAGGAAGAAGAGGAGGUGAGUACAGAGAAGACGAAGCGUAAGUGGGGGCCUGGUUUGGUGGCUUCACCUCGCAAAGGAAGGGCUCUCCUGGAGGAAGAGGUGAGUUCGAUUCGAAAGGGCCAAAAAUCCCUCUCUUUCCAGACUAAACCCAGAGCAGGUGAGACAAAGGAUGGGGGAGGGGAGGUAAGGAUGGGGAAAAUCAAGGAAAAGGAGAAGGAAGUGGUUGAGCAGGAAAAGGAAGUGACAAUGGAGAAGGUUAGGGCUCGAGUGGAUAACAUAAUGGUGUACGCUAGCAGGCCACGGGAGGAAGAGGACACUACCAUUCACAAGCAUAAGGCGGUGGCAAUUGAACCCGUGCUUGAAAGGGAACACAAUGGAGAGUUAUCACUCUCAUUCUCAGUGGGGAAAGGAGGUGACACAGAGAAAUCGGGGGACACAGUAGGUGGGAGGGGAGGAAGAAGGUGGAAGAAACUGGCUAGGCAGACGGAAAAGAGGGGAAACCAGGCGGAGGAGAGUGAGGAGAGCGGUGUGGUAAGUGGAAAGAGAGACAGAGCUGUUCAUAUGGAGGUAGAUGGUGACUACGUUCCGACCAAGAAGUUCGCUAUUGGGGCUGACCUAAACGCCUCUUUGGGGAUCAUGCACAGGGAGGAGAUUGCUUUGGCGGUGGUUGGCGAGGACCAACCACGCCGGGACCAAUGAGUCUCAUAGGUUUCAACUGCAGGGGUCUGGGCAAUACCGCUGCAGUUAAUAGCCUUCGGAAUCUGAUUCGAAGGGAGGCCCCGUCUCUAAUAUUCCUAUCGGAGACGAAGUUGAGUUGCGGAGAGAUGAUGAAGGUAAAGGCCAAGGUGAGUGGGUACAAUGGAUUGGCAGUUGAUAGUUGUGGUCGGUCGGGGGGUGUUGCACUACUCUGGAGGGAGGAUAUCGUGGUGGAACUUCGUUCUAUGUCGAUCCAUCAUGUGGACGUUUGGGUUCGCGAUGGGCUGGGGGGAAAGGAAUGGAGGUUUACGGGUUUUUAUGGGUGGCCGGAGGUGCAGAAACGCCACCUUUCGUGGAAGUUGCU
Molecule: messenger RNA, 2027 nt
Organism: Spinacia oleracea (spinach)
Lineage: Eukaryota; Viridiplantae; Streptophyta; Magnoliopsida; Caryophyllales; Amaranthaceae
Exons: 1
Coding region: 311-1666 (451 amino acids)
Molecular function (GO): nucleic acid binding; zinc ion binding
Source: RefSeq, a predicted model, not a curated record